GGUUUCUCAUUCACGAAUCGAGGUUAAGCAAGCUUUGAUUCUUUAUGCAAGUUUCGUCCUCUGCCUCACUCGAUCUCUCUUCGUAGACAUGAAUUUGUUGGUUUUGAAAAGCGGGAACGAUGUUCAAAGGCCAAUUCCACCUAAGAAUAGAGAGCAUCUAUCUCAGAGCAAGAUUCGAGAGCUCCUCACAGUGACUAUAGGGGUUAGUAAUCUCAGAGAAUCCGUGAAACUACCUUUGGGUGAAGACAUUAACGAGUGGCUGGCCUGGAACAUUGUGGAUUUCUACAAACAAGUAAGACUUUUGUGUGCUACUCUUGAAGAGUUAUGUACACCCACCACUUGCCCAGUUAUGAAGGCUGGAAGAUAUGAGUAUCCAUCGGUAGAUGCAAUUACUGGAAAAAGGCAUACAAUGGGUUCAGCCCCUGAGUACAUCGAGUCUGUCAUUGAUUGGAUUGGAACUCAGAUCGAUAACGAAACCCUCUUUCCGAAAAACUUUGGAGAACCGUUCCCUCCUAACUUUGAGGAUAUCGUGAAGUGCAUUUCGAGGAAGUUGUUUCGCGUGUAUGCACAUAUCUAUCAUAAUCACUUUCUGACGAUUGUGGAUGCCAAGGGAGAAGCUCAUCUCAACACUUGCUUCCAGCAUUUUGUUCUCUUCAUAUCUGAGUACAAGUUGAUGGUUGAGGAAAAUGAGUUGGCUCCUCUUAAGGAACUCGUGGAAAUUAUUUUGGAACCAUAGAAAACUCUUCAUUGUUUUUAAGGCCCGGGAAAAUGGACUUUCACAUGUUUAAUAUAAUAACAUCCUUAAGAAGUUUAUGAUCUUUGGCUUUUACAAAAUGUGAUGAUGUAAUGAAAUUAUGCAAACAGUAAAUGAUCUUGUGAGGUUUCAAUUAAUAAAGGAUCAUUUUGGCUA
Molecule: messenger RNA, 910 nt
Organism: Capsella rubella
Lineage: Eukaryota; Viridiplantae; Streptophyta; Magnoliopsida; Brassicales; Brassicaceae
Product: putative MOB kinase activator-like 2B
Exons: 8
Coding region: 89-736 (215 amino acids)
Biological process (GO): signal transduction; positive regulation of protein phosphorylation
Cellular component (GO): nucleus; cytoplasm
Molecular function (GO): protein kinase activator activity
Source: RefSeq, a predicted model, not a curated record